AUGGAUUCAAAGAAAGUGGCUCAAUCACUUUACGAGGCAUGGAUGGAUGGAAAAGAUCAAAAAAGCAACGAGGACGAAGAGCGAGCCGAUUCCGGCUUCAAGCACGUGACAUUGAGUCGUAAAAGCAAAUUUGCAUACGAUAAUGCGUAUCGACAAAGUAUCUCGAAAUCACCGAGCCCUUUCGAGUUAAAACCGAACCACCAAGCCUUGGAACAACCUGUGAGAAGUCAGAGUGUUUUGUGUGCUGCUCAAUCGGUUCCUUUGAGAGUGCCACCUUCAAGAAAGAAUAAAAACAAAAGUUUGAAAAGAAAUAGCAUCGCUGUUGGGCCAUCGAGAAGACAAAAUUUUCGCGCAAAGAGUGCACAAACGAAUGAGGAGGAUUGGGAUGAAGUCGAAUUCACCCUUUUCUAUCGCUGGGUCACAAAUGGAAAAGAAUCGGAUAUAAAUGAAGAGACAAUUAUUGCUCUUUUAUUCAAAAAAAAUCAAGGCAAAAAGAAUAUGAUG
This is a messenger RNA of Mesorhabditis belari, 504 nucleotides long. The record is from the annotation of a GenBank genome assembly. NCBI's taxonomy places the organism in Eukaryota, Metazoa, Nematoda, Chromadorea, Rhabditida, Rhabditidae.